AAUUACGUACGGACGUCUUCCAGUUAGCGUUUAGCUCAGUAUCCAAGUAUCCUUAUAUAUUGAACUCGUUUCGAACAGUGAAUUAAAUACAUAAAAAUGCCCGAGCUUCCAAAUGUUCUUUGCCAAUUGUUUGGAGAAAUUGAGCAGAAUAAGUCACGCUAUAUCGAAAACCUUAAAAUAGCGUGUGCCAUCAAGUCAGUUUCAGCAUGGCCAGAAACUCGAUCAGAAAUUCAGAAAAUGGUUGAAUGGACAGCUGAAAAACUAAAGGCUUUAGGAACUGAUAUUAAACUUGUCGAUGUGGGAAAACAAACGCUGCAAAACGGAUCCGAAAUUCCAUUGCCAAAUGUUAUACUUGGGACUCUGGGAAAAGAUCCCAAGAAAAAAACAGUAGUUGUCUAUGGACAUCUUGAUGUUCAACCUGCCUUAAAAGAUGACGGUUGGAAUACUGAACCUUUCGAGCUUACCGAAAUUGAUGGAAAGUUGUAUGCUCGUGGUGCUACCGACGACAAGGGUCCAGUUCUCUGUUGGAUUCAUGCCAUUGAAGCUUAUCAGAAGUUGAAAAUCGAUUUGCCUGUUAACAUUAAAUUUGUUUUAGAAGGAAUGGAAGAAAGUGGCAGCGAAGGAUUGGAUGAGCUUCUUAUUGCCCAAAAGGAUGAUUUUCUUGCUAAUGUCGAUUUUGUCUGCAUUUCCGAUAACUAUUGGUUAGGCAAAAACCGUCCAUGCCUAACUUACGGUCUUAGGGGAAUAGCUUAUUAUACUAUCGAAGUGGAGUGUGCAAUCAAAGAUCUUCACAGUGGAGUAUUUGGUGGAACGGUGCAUGAAGCAAUGCCCGAUUUAGUAUACCUCUUGAACACGUUAACUGAUAAUAAUGGAAAAAUUCUUAUUCCUGGGAUAUACAAGGAUGUUGCACCACUAUUGGCUAAUGAAGAUGAAAUUUACAAAAAUAUAGAUUAUGAUGUGAACGAUUACAGGAACGAUAUAGGUGCCAACAAGUUACCUCACAAUGAAGAUAAAACGCAAUUGUUGAUGCACCGAUGGCGUUACCCAAGCUUAUCGAUUCACGGAAUAGAAGGAGCUUUUUACGAACACGGUCAAAAAACAGUAAUUCCAGCAAAGGUGGUAGGCAAAUUUUCAAUGCGUUUGGUGCCUAACCAAGAACCAGAUCAAGUUACCCAGUGUGUCAUUGAUUAUUUAAAUUCUAAAUGGGCGGAACGUGGAUCUCCAAAUAAAUUCAAAGUCGAACUUGUUGGAGCUGGAAAGCCAUGGACCGAAAAUCCUAGCCAUCCCCAUUACGAAGCUGCAAAAAAAGCUGUAAAACAUGUUUUCAAUGUUGAUCCCGACAUGACUCGAGAAGGUGGCUCUAUACCCGUUACUCUUACUUUGCAAGAAGCAACUGGAAAAAACGUUAUUCUAAUCCCAGUUGGAGCAAGUGAUGACGGUGCACACUCACAGAAUGAAAAAAUUGAUGUGCGCAAUUACAUGGAAGGAACCAAACUUUUGGGGGCAUAUCUCUAUGAAAUCGGCUCAAUUAACUAGGAUUUAUUUUUCAAAAAGCUAUAUAAAAAAUACGCAAGCUUCACAAACAACAAAACAAACUUUUAUAUUUAAUAAAACUAUUAGUUUGUCCAAGUA
Molecule: messenger RNA, 1632 nt
Organism: Eupeodes corollae
Lineage: Eukaryota; Metazoa; Arthropoda; Insecta; Diptera; Syrphidae
Gene: Cndp2
Product: cytosolic non-specific dipeptidase
Exons: 9
Coding region: 97-1536 (479 amino acids)
Biological process (GO): proteolysis
Molecular function (GO): metallodipeptidase activity
Source: RefSeq, a predicted model, not a curated record